CUCACUCUUUCUGAAUCAUGCGUCUGUCCUGGAUUCUGCUGUUGACCUCAGUGUGUGUGGUGUGUGCUGAGUCUCCGCCUCGCGCUCUGUGGCAGUUUGGUGAAUUGAUCACUUGCGUGCAGCCGAAAGUGAAUCCGUUCCUUUACAACAACUAUGGAUGUUACUGUGGGUUUUCUGGAUCUGGCUCUCCUAAAGACCAUAUUGAUCAGUGCUGUCUGGUGCAUGAUAAGUGCUAUGAGAACGCUAGGAAACUUCCAGAAUGUCCUGGUUUAGCCAACCUGCCAUAUAUCAAAGUGUACAAAUUCACCUGCUCUGAUAAAACCAUCACCUGCUCAGCCUCCAACGAUAAAUGCCAGGCCACGGUGUGUGAGUGUGACCGAGUUGCUGCAAACUGCUUCUCUCAGUAUCAUCACACUUACAACCCCGGCAAUAAAAACCUCCCAAAUGAAGAGUGCAAGAACUGAGACACCCAACCUGGAGACUGAACACUGCAUCGACUCCACCUCAACCAACUAAACACCACAGUAACACUGUCUCUGUCAACUAAACACCAAGUGCACAGAAAGAAUAAAUAAUAAAGCAACAACUCUGA
This is a messenger RNA of Neoarius graeffei (lesser salmon catfish), 592 nucleotides long. RefSeq names its product phospholipase A2, group IB (pancreas) (gene pla2g1b). The transcript has 4 exons. The record is from RefSeq and is a predicted model, not a curated record. NCBI's taxonomy places the organism in Eukaryota, Metazoa, Chordata, Actinopteri, Siluriformes, Ariidae. Bases 18 to 464 code for a protein of 148 amino acids. Gene Ontology annotation, molecular function: calcium ion binding; phospholipid binding. Gene Ontology annotation, biological process: phospholipid metabolic process; lipid catabolic process; arachidonate secretion.